AUGUUUCACUCGCUGCGAGAUUUUUAUCGACUUGGGGUCGUUGCUAUAUUCAUUUUCGCCCUGAUCGAACAUGUCAACGGAAUUGCUAUGGAGUAUUGUUCAAGCUUGAAUACUGCCACUACCAAUGGAAAUUCCUCUAUUUACCAGUCGGAUGGUCUCUGUCACGAUUUCUGCACCGACUAUGCAUUUGCUAUAGUGCAAGCAGAAUAUUGUUGGUGUUCGAAUUAUGCACCUGGAACCACAACGUCGACGAGUGAUUGCGAUUCUCCAUGUCCAGGUUACCCACCCGACACUUGUGGCGGCAGUGGUACGUACGGUUAUAUGGCAUUGGGACUAUCUCCAUCUGGGACAAAAGGUGCUGCGACAUCGUCAACUUCAUCUACGACGAAAACUACUUCCUCAACAAGUACCUCGGAUACCUCUACUACUACUCCAACAAUACAACAAACUACAGUAGCUGCCCAGCAAACAACCCUAGCCGAUACAACAAGUUCUAGCUGGACACCAACUCCAAUCAUAUCACUUGAAACUAUCACAGGACAAGUACGUACGGUUACUGUUACACCAACCGCACCACCAAGCGAGUCAAGCACUUCAUCGGUCUCGAGAAAAAGUGCAGGUGGCUUAACAACUGGGGGUGCUGUGGGUCUCACAAUUGGUCUGGUAGCUUUGAUUGCAAUUAUUGUUGGUGUUACGUACUUCUGUAUAAGGAAGAGAAGGCAACAAAAGGCCGAAGAAUAUGCUGCCGUCAACAGUCGAAGGGAAAGCUUAGCUGGUGUAGGCGGACCGAUUCCAGCGAGAGGCAUGAGCGAGAAUUCACGAUAUGUUCUCGGUACCGAUGGGAGACGUGUCGUAGAAAGAUGGGAGCCAGAAUUAAACACACCUGGGUCGAGAGGAAGUCAAUUAAUGCCUGUGGAUCCAAGAUUAGAUCCUUUUGCUGCCGUUUAUCAACGUGGAGAGAACAAGAGUCGAGAAAGCAUAAAUACCAUACGAGAUGACCACGACUAUUCCAGGCGUGUUCAUCAACAAGGACCGAUACUUCGAGCUGUCAACCCUGAUCCCGAUUAA
Sclerotinia sclerotiorum 1980 UF-70 is the source of this 1068-nucleotide messenger RNA. RefSeq lists its product as hypothetical. Bases 1 to 1068 code for a protein of 355 amino acids. The transcript has 3 exons. The record is from RefSeq and is a predicted model, not a curated record. NCBI's taxonomy places the organism in Eukaryota, Fungi, Ascomycota, Leotiomycetes, Helotiales, Sclerotiniaceae.